CUGCUUUUGCUCGUUUCUCUUUCUUUUUUUUUGGGCUCCCACUAUCUUAUAUAUAUGUCCUACAUGUGCAUCUGCAUAUCACUUAUUGAUUGACUCUUGACAGGGUUACUAUUUACUUACUGCCUAUUUACCUAAUUUCUAUCCCACAACAUACAAUACAACACAACCAACCACCACCACCUUUCAUACAACAUCUAUACCACAACCAUCCUCACCAUCAUCAACCUCAAACCACAACCACCUCUCCCAAAACCAUCACAACUACUAAGACACAAGAAUAAUGUCACCCACCCUCACCCGGCCCACACCAACCACCCUCCUCACCCCCUCCACAACAACCACAACAACGUCCUCAUCCUCCUCAUCCACCUCCCCAACAACCUUCUCCCAGGACAUCUCCCGCGCUAUCCUCUCCGCCUCAUCACACAUUCCCAAAGCUGUCGUCGAUCCUACUUCCACCACUACUAGUGCUCCCUGUCACACAGAGAAGAAUACCCUCGAGUGGGAGUUUCCUCUGCCGCCUCCGCCGCCGCCUUCGCCCGUUGAGAUGAGAAGGUUUUGGGCUUAGUGCUUUUCAGGGAUGUGGAUAUUUGGGGGAUGGGGAAGGGAUUGAAUGGGGGUGGUGAUGAUGGAUGGAUGGAUGGGCUGGGAUAUCUAGCGGGAUUGUGUUGUUUCUGCGCUGGACUUGGUUGCGUUUCGUUUGGGAAUAUUGGCUUGGAUUUGGGAUGGGGUUCAGCGUUUGGAUUUGGGUUGGGUAUUGGUUUUAUUAUAUCGUUUCUUGAUUGGGUUGUUGAUUGGGGUUAUUUGGGAUGGAUAGACUUGGUACUUGAUGGGAAAUGUGAGAGAUAGCUGCUAGCUAUCUAGCAGCUGGGAGGAUUUGUAUACCAACUAGUAUACAUAUUAUCAUUACCAUUGAUCGUGGUGAUCAGUGAAUUCAUCA
This is a messenger RNA of Aspergillus sclerotioniger CBS 115572, 940 nucleotides long. RefSeq lists its product as uncharacterized. The record is from RefSeq and is a predicted model, not a curated record. The transcript has a single exon. The coding region runs from base 281 to 568 and encodes 95 amino acids. NCBI's taxonomy places the organism in Eukaryota, Fungi, Ascomycota, Eurotiomycetes, Eurotiales, Aspergillaceae.